This is a messenger RNA of Anolis carolinensis (green anole), 317 nucleotides long. RefSeq lists its product as uncharacterized. The record is from RefSeq and is a predicted model, not a curated record. Lineage: Eukaryota; Metazoa; Chordata; Lepidosauria; Squamata; Anolidae. The transcript has a single exon. Bases 1 to 153 code for a protein of 50 amino acids.
AUGAAGAAAAUCAGCUGGAUUAGGAAGAACUGGCUACUUGUGGCUGGACUCACCUUUGUUGGUGUUCAUUUGGGGACCUACCUUGUACAAAGAGCUGCAAAGUCCUCUGCUAAAUCAGGGUUGGACAUUAAAUCAAAAGGUCUUGAUGAAUGACCCCAUUUCUGCCAACAUCAUACAGACCACACAUAUAGCGAUUUUGUCAAAUAUCGGAUAAAAACGGCUGUGUCCAUACGCUUUGCCUUGACCACAAAAGAAUGCAGCAGCCUUGUUCUCGCUUGUGUGUAUAUCAUUCAUUAAAAAGCAGUUUAUAGACAUGA